This is a messenger RNA of Formica exsecta, 7732 nucleotides long. Its product is annotated as aryl hydrocarbon receptor nuclear translocator-like. Gene Ontology annotation, molecular function: protein dimerization activity; DNA-binding transcription factor activity, RNA polymerase II-specific; RNA polymerase II cis-regulatory region sequence-specific DNA binding. Gene Ontology annotation, biological process: regulation of transcription by RNA polymerase II. The transcript is spliced from 14 exons. The coding region runs from base 834 to 3608 and encodes 924 amino acids. NCBI's taxonomy places the organism in Eukaryota, Metazoa, Arthropoda, Insecta, Hymenoptera, Formicidae. The record is from RefSeq and is a predicted model, not a curated record. Gene Ontology annotation, cellular component: aryl hydrocarbon receptor complex; cytoplasm; nucleus.
UGAAAAUACCAUUUCAUAUGGAAUUAUUACCAAUUUGUGACAGUGUCAAAACUGUUGUCAACUUCCGGCGAUUAACUUGCGGGAGACCUGCAAGUGACAAUUACGAACUGUUAAAGACCGGUAUCCAACUCAAAGAUCAGUGAAGAUCGAUGAAGAUUGCAUUGAAAAUGCGCCAAAACGCCUAGUCUCAACUUACUUCGCAAGUUCUAGUGAUAUAGUGCUUGUGCGUAAAACUUAUAGGGAAUAGAAUUUGUGUGAAAGGACACUCGACGGUGUGCGUCGAAAGGAACAUACUUCCGUAGAAACGACUUAAGAUUGGACAAAAUUCACGAAACGUUUACCAGAUAGAGACGACUUUAUUUAUCGCGAGAGAAAGUUCAUCGAAUAAGAACCGCGAUUAAUCGGCUAAUUUUAAUUUGAUUGGCAAAUAAGCUAUCGCUGUUGCGAUAACUCGUGAUAUCGGUUCAUCGACUACGCAUCGACGUUGACGCAAGGCCGAUGAUGCGUCUUUAAACCGCGCUGUCGGUUUUCAAUAAUCUGGUAAGCGACGUUGGGACAUCUGCUGCAAGCUGCGAGCAAUAUUUAUCAGUGUUACCGAUUACGAGUAUUCAAUAAACAAUAAACAAAGAUAACUCGUAAAUAAAGUGUUAAUAACAAUCAUCGUACUGUGACAUUAAAACUGUGUGAUAAUAUCGGCGGACCUUGAAAGAGCGGAUUAAAAAGUUUCGAUUGUUUUCAACGCAAUGACCAACAACGGUGGGCGAUUGUACUUUAUCCAAACGAAUGGAUGAAAGAACUGUCUUUGAGAAGAAAUCAUAUAUUUGUAUAUUUCAAUGGAAAAGUGCGUCUCCUUUGUGAAGUACAACAUGUGGCAGCAACAACAACAGCAGCAACAGCAGCAACAAGCGUACUUGAGGAGUUUGCCCUCGCAGCAUCCGCAACAACAAACUCUUCACCCGGGGAUCAUGGGAGGCACGGAUGACCGCGUGCAUCAAUCGCAUCAACAGCAUCAUCAGCAUCAUCAGCAUCAUCAGCAUCAUCGCGCCACCAUUAUGGAUCUACCGGUACCAAGUAACCCACGUGCGUCGCGAAACAUGGCAGAAAAGCAACGCCGUGACAAUCUCAACACAAAUAUCUCGACGAUGGCGGCCCUUGUACCGAUUGUCGCUGGAAGUUCGAGGAGGAUGGACAAGAUAUCCAUUCUGAGAUUAGCUGCUGCCUUCCUGAGAACACAAUACAUAUUCGGACGUCGCUCGACGAAUUUUCUUCCCCGACAGCUCAAUGAGUUCGACUUGGAGCAAUAUUUUGUCGACCAUAUAGUUGACAGCGAAGGAUUCUUCCUCAUAGUCACCGCAACAGGGAAAAUUGUCUACGUCAGCCGACAAGUGGAGCAUCACCUCGGCCAUGUCCAAAACGAAUUGCUGGGUCAAUCUCUGACCGAUUUCGUCCAUCCUGAUGAUCAUGAGGAGCUUAAGCGAAACCUUAUACCCGACGACAUGCAACUGACAACGGCAUCGUCGCCAACCGGAUCCGAUUUGGUGCACAAUUUGGAUUACAAUUCCAGCUCCUCCGAGGAUUCGACAACAAAUCACAACAGAGUAAACGAGAAGAACAAGCUAUUCCACGAGCAGAGGCGGAAGUUCAAGAUUCGCAUGGCUCAGCGCACCGUGAACAGGCGUGAACACACGCAGUACGAAACUUUUGACAUUUCGGGAGUCCUUCGACUCGCGGAAGCUUGCAAGAAUGCAGAUGCUAACGGGAACCGAGGAAGACAUCGAGAGAUAACGGGCACUAGCAACGACAUUGUUUUCGCUGGCGUAGCGACCCUACCGAAGAAACGCCCCAUCACCGAAUUGUCAAUAAUGGAUGCCAAUAGAGACGAGUAUAUGACACGGCAUCUGGUCGACGGACGUAUCGUCUAUUGCGAUCAUAGGGUAUCCGUCGUUGCCGGCUAUUUGUCGGAGGAAGUGUCUGGUCUGAAUGCGUUUGCCUUUAUGCACAAGGCUGAUUUAAGAUGGACAAUGGUCGGUCUACGGCAAAUGUACAAUCAUGCCGAAACAUGCGGCUCGUCGUGCUACAGAUUACUCACAAAAGCCGGUAAAUUCAUCUAUCUAAGGACACAUGGUUACUUGGAAUACGACAAGAACACGAAAACGGUGGAAUCCUUCGUUUGCGUUAACACCUUGGUAUCGGAAAAAGAAGGUAUCCAACUAAUAAAAGAGAUGAGAGAAAGAUUCGCCGCGACUCCAGCUAGCAAAGGUCUUAUAAAGAAUGUCGACAUGAGUUCAACGAUAGAGAUGGAUAUGAACUCCAAAUCGAAUCCACGAUGCAGUCUCGAAGAUCCGUCACAACUCGAAGAAGCCAUCACCCACUUAAUUAGCGACUUACCUUCGGUGGCCGCAUCGGAAGAUCAUUGCUCACUCUCGCCGAAGCCCGUCACAUUGUCUUCUCAUACACCACCAUUCACCGCGCAAACAAAUAAAGUUGAUCGUUACAUCGUUAUGCAAGACAAAGAUAAUCGAACUCCGAAGCAAGAAUCCAAGGAUUACGAACAUACAUUGGGAAAACUUAAUAAUUCCAGUAGCGCGGAGCAAUGUCCAAUAUCGGAUUCAGAAAGCAUUAAGUUAUCUUGCAAACCUUUGUCGAUGUUUGAUAUGACGAAUGGAGCGCACAAUAAUCAUAAUAACGUCCAGAAUGCCGAUAUGUCUGUACAAUCGAACAUUCUUGCCAACACUCGCAAACCUAAUAUAAAUCGUUGUCGAAGAGUCUCUCGUAGUCAUAUAUCACGUUUGGAUGUAUCUCAAAACAUGAACGGUUUGAACACACAGGUUAAAAUAGAGCAGCGCGACAAUAUGCUAUCACCAGACGCUCUGCGCGAAAACGACAUUAAGCUGGAACGCGGGAUCGAGACGUUCAAUCAUCAAAAGCAAGAAUCAGUGUUACAAUACUUUGAUGACAGCGCGAGCGACAGUUCUACCAUUUCACAAGGGAUCGAAACGCAUAAUCGGUGUAUGUUGAAGAGAGUAUAUAGCGACGAAGAUCUUCCGGCAAUGCACAGCAAGAAAAGGUCUAAUGAUGUAUUGUAUAUGUCGACGAAUGCCAACGACGAACAACAGUGCGUUUCCUAUGUGAACUGCGGGACUUUCGCCACUGAAGACAAGUAUUCGGCCAAGUUUAAUCAGUACAACGACAUCAAGUCGCAGUCACUGAACACUGCGGAGUCACCCAAUUCGAGUCUUGACCAAGAGAUCGUAGCGUUGGACAUCCGAGAAUUCCUAAAUUCGAAACAUCCAGACUUUAUGGAGACAAUAAUUAAUCUUCAAAAUGGAUCUGUAACAGGCUUUGAAAAUUGUUUUAAUGAAGUAAAAUCGCAGCAGAUUACACCUAACUUUCGAAUUGUCCGUGACGAGUUAAAUCGCACGUGUCGCCAAUUAGCGAGCAAUAUAAAGUUACAAAAGUCCCAAAUCAAUAUGUUGGCGGCAAGUGUCAAAAACUCAGUCCUUCUUGCUCAGACGGAGGAGUUACAGUUUGAGCACAACAGGCAAAAUCAAAUGCUUAUAACUUUGCAACAGGAUAUCCAUCAUCAAAUACAAAAUGAAUGCAAAUGAAUGCCAAGCACAAUUUUGGAAUAUAAGAAACCGGAUAGUUUUCCAGGUCGUUUCACGAGUUUUACUGAAACCAAUUCAAGACGUUUAAAGCGAGCUUAAUAGAAUACUCUUCGGAACUGUAUUAAUUGAUAAGAAAUAAGCUUUAAAAGUUAUCUUUUUCGCGAAAGACUUAAACAAAGAUAUCGGCGUAUGUGCAAUUUGCAUAAUAUUCCUUGUAUUCUGGUAUUGUAUUUCUGGGAUAUUUCUUCGUUUUUGUGAAUUACCGAUAUAUGUUACAAAAAUGUCUAGAUAAUUGUGUCAUCAGUGCAAACAACGAACAGAGAUUUGCAUCAGCGCAUAUAUCGCAUGUGAAAUUGCUCAGUUCACGAUGAAUCAAGGUAGGUGUUUAGAUAUGUUGAUGAUUUCUAUCACUAAAGCAAUCUGCUUCAACCUAUGUUUUCCGUCGACCAUCCAUUUUCCAGAAAUGGAAAAGAAACGAGUGAGAAAAGACAUUGAUAAAAGAACUCGCAUAGAGAAUAGUCGAGUGAUUGACGUAUAUAAAUGUUUUUUUUUUUUUUCAUUUCUUGAACUCUGUGCGACUAAGAACUCUUAUGAGUUGCCGUAUGAAAAGUCGUGCACUUCGCUCACUAAUCGAUCAUGCAGAUCGUAUAAAACCGUCGGUGCACGGUCCGUUAUAAAUAACAGUCGCUCUUUAAGCAGAUUUCCUGCAGCGACUGAGUGUUACACGCAGUUGGUAGUUUUCAAAUUUUAUGAUAGUGAACCUGUACAUAUAAUAUACAUUCGAUUUUAACGUUAUGCGGUGCUUUACUCGCUAAUUUACUUGUUCGCGACAAGUCCGAUCGAGUUUAAACUACCUCUGGUUAUGUAUAUGUGAUUAUGCAUGUAUCGGAUGGAUACGAAAUCAGUGUUAGCUUUAUUGGUUGUAAUUGUGAAUCCCCUCACAUUUGGUGUCAAUGACUAAUAAUACUCAAAGUACUGUUUAUCUUUUUAUAAUCAUGGAUCAAUGUCACAUAGAAAAUGAACAAUUCGAAAAAAGAGAUGAUUUGGUAAUUUUAUUGAAUGAUGUUUUAACUGAUCGUGUCUUGUGAAAAUUGUAUUACAUACUACACUUGUGUGGAAAAGAAAAGAAAAUUUAGAGUAUGUUUAUGGGGUUGCCACUAUAUAGGCCAGAUGUAGACCAAUCCUACUUAUAGUGGAAUGGUUUUACAACUGCAUGUACCUGAACAACAUUUACAUUUAAAUGUCCUAUAAUAUUUGGGAACUAAAAAUCUAAUCAUGUUGUUAAGAAAUGCUGACAAAUAUAAAUUCAGUCAUUAAAAAUAGAUCUCAUCUUUUACUUGAUUAUCCCUUCCCACAAUUAUAUGCCUCUGUGUUGUAUACUCUUCUGUAUUUUGUACUCUUUUUAAAAUGUGGUAACCCUAAGUAUGUCUCUAAAUUUUGAUUACAUUAUUAUAUACAUGCAAUAUAAAUUUUUGAAAUAUUUUGAAUAUGCAACAUAUAUAUAAACACGAAAAAAUAUUGAAUACAAUAAUAAAAACAUAAAUUAAUAAGAUAUUCAAACAGAGACUUACAUUUAAAUCAUUUUUUUACAAAAAUGAAUUAUUCAGCUAUAAUCAUUACUUAGUUGAUUGAUUUGUACAAGUAACACACAUUUUUUAUGCAAAGUUCUAUCAUGUCUUUUUAUAAUUUGCUUGAAUGACUUAUUUUUUGUUUCACUGGCCUUGUUAUCCAUCCAAUAUUAUGUUACUAUGCGAAUAUACAUUAGAAACUAUUUUUAUUUCAUCGGUAGUUGACCUCCGUAUUAAAAAAUAACAAAUAUGCGGUGUGGAAGCUACAUGGUUGACUUAUGUGUGUCAAUUAAAUUAGUGAUAUAAAUACACAUUAAUUAACCGUGUUUUAAAGCGACUACUUACGAUGCCGCAGGUCAGCGUGAAUAUAACCAUAUAUUGUAUAUUGUAGAAGUGUUUAAAGGGUAAAUGAUAUUAAUAUAAAAGAGUGACGCGGGAGAGAGAAAAAUUGUCCACUUAUGUGAACAUAUUCAGCACACUGGCACUUAACAGAUCUACAAAUUUACUUAAAACCAAUAUACAUGUAUAGAUAUAACAUAAGGCUGGUCCUGUAAAUAAAAAUGUUGAACAUGAUCUUUUUUCAAUUGACAAUGUUCUAAAUGCCGCGUACUUUCUUUUUCUUUCUCACGCACUACUUACUCAAUCAUUGAGCAUCUAGAAUGUAUAUCUGUUAUUUGCAAUGAUGUGCUAUCUUUUUAAAGGUAUUAGGUUGAUCAAGAAAUCUAUUCUUUUGCUACAUAACUGUGUUAUGCUAGGAUAAAAUAAAAUUAAAUUCAACAAAUUUUUUGAUCAACAUGAUAUAUUAUAUAAGUUUUUCAUGCUCCUGCGUUCUUUAUCAUACCGCUAUCGUUUGUAAGACUUGGAAUUUCAUUGCAACUUGUAAAGAAAAUAUAACAACAUAUACACAUUCAUAUGUACAUAUACAUACACGCAUACAUACAAAUGUCACAUACAUAUAUAUAUACAUUAUAUUUACUAUAAAACAAUGUCGUUUUUAAUGUUGAUGUCGAGUGAGGAAGUCAAGAUUAUCAAGUAGUAAAGGCCUUUAUAUAAAUACGAUCGUUACGUAAGUGCAAUGUGUCGGAAUUCUGAUGUUCAAGAUAGUUUGCUCCUCGUUGUCAGUUUUAUCGGUGAAAGGGCUUGACUAUCCUCACAUAUAUACACAUGCGCGCGCGCGCGCCUACACACACACACACACAACACACACAAAUAAGUCGAUCAAUGAUAAAAAUAUACACUUUUUUAUGCGGAAGUAUGCCGCUGAAAUAAGGGGUAUCUAAUUGACUUCUAUGUAUAUGAAACUCGUGUUGCAUAAUCGAUGAUCGCGCGUAAAGAGGGCAUCGAGUUGCACUCAACUUGUCCCAUUUGAUGCUCGACUUUCCUCGCGAUCUUAUAGUACAAAGAACAAGUCUAAACUGUCUGUGUUCGGUGUACCUCAUCCUCUUCUCUCUCUCUUUCUCUCAAACUAUCUUUUCGUACUGUCAUUAGUCAUGCCGGUGAUGACUUGUAUUAAUAUAUCUUGUAACUUUGGACAUGGUGUAUGUCAGCUUGGUUGUCGAUAUAUGGGCCUCAUAUCGCAAAUCGAGCAACCCCACUUUAUGUAAAUUUCAUAAUUUUAGCACCAGAGAGUACUAAUCAUACCUUAGUACUAAAAUUAAAAUUAAGAGAUUUACAAAAAAAUGAAAUUGCUCUAGAGUUUAGCUUCUAAAGAUAUUUAGAGGAUAGAGCUCCAUAUAAGAUAGAGCAGUUAAAAGAAUACAUUCAAAUAUCUCAGUUAUGUGCGAACAUACGCGGAAAAGUAAUGAAAACAAAAGGGGAAAUGUGUGUGACAGCGCGUAGAGAUUCUUUUCCAAUAUUGACUUUCGAUCUUUUCUAUAUAUUCAUAAUAUUUCUAUAAAGCCUGGUAUUAUUUGCGAGAAAUGUCAAUUCAAAAAAAAUUGUCAUAAAAAAAUCAUUUAAAGAAUUGAAUCAUUGAUUUUCAUGAUGUAUGCAAGUUAUUUUAUAUUAUUGACGAUAAGUUACGAUAAAAGACAACCAAGCCUUAUUACGAUUUAUAUAGUACAUUUAUAUUGUGCACUAUAAGAUUUCAUUUAUUGUCAUGAAAUUGAAUAGAGAUAUCUAAAUCUUAUCAAAAUGGAUGAUUUAUGUAUGUAUAAUUUUAUUAUACAUAUAACUUGAUAAAUAUUAAAAACUUGUCUGUGAUUACAGUUGCGUAUAUUAAAUGGUAUUCUUGUAACAUGAAAUUAAAAAGAUGAUGAGAGAUUACUCUUCUAAACUUCUCUUUAUCUAAAAUUAAUUAAAAGCCUCUUUUUAUGUAUCUUUUCAAUAAUGAAUGACUGCACAAUAUUUAUGCGAAAUAUUGGAAAUGAGUGGAUACCAAUGCAACACAGACAGACGGCUCUACAGUUUAUUAUAUAUGCUACAAAGUAAAGUUUAACUUUAUAUAUACCACUGUAAAUAUUUACUGCGUUAUUAUAUUUUAUACUCUGCUGAUUGCACGUAUAAGGCUUUUCGAUUUCUUUCUAUAAAAACAAAAACAAAGGCGAUUAAGUGUGA